Rhineura floridana is the source of this 8356-nucleotide messenger RNA. RefSeq names its product myosin VIIA (gene MYO7A). NCBI's taxonomy places the organism in Eukaryota, Metazoa, Chordata, Lepidosauria, Squamata, Rhineuridae. The record is from RefSeq and is a predicted model, not a curated record. The transcript is spliced from 48 exons. Gene Ontology annotation, molecular function: cytoskeletal motor activity; ATP binding; protein binding. Gene Ontology annotation, cellular component: cytoskeleton; myosin complex. Bases 22 to 6600 code for a protein of 2192 amino acids.
UUGCCAACCCAUCAGGGGCUGAUGGCAAUUGUAGUCCAAAACAUCUGGAGUGCAAUGGACUGGCAAAGGCUGGGCGAAAGGAAGGGGGAUUAUGUAUGGAUGGACCUGAAGACUGGCCGGGAAUUUGAAGUUCCCAUCGGAGCAGUGGUCAAGCUAUGUGAUUCUGGGCAGAUCCAGGUGGUAGAUGAUGAAGAAAAUGAGCACUGGAUAUCUCCCCAGAAUGCGAGUCACAUCAAGCCUAUGCACCCAACCUCUAUCCAUGGGGUGGAGGACAUGAUACGCCUGGGAGACCUGAACGAGGCUGGCAUUCUGCGCAACCUGCUGAUCCGCUACCGGGAACACCUGAUCUACACGUACACAGGCUCGAUACUGGUGGCUGUGAACCCUUAUCAGCUACUUCCGAUCUACUCACCAGAACAGAUACGCCUCUACACCAACAAAAAGAUUGGGGAGAUGCCCCCCCACAUCUUUGCCAUUGCGGACAACUGCUACUUCAACAUGCAGAGGAACAACAAAGACCAGUGUUGCAUUAUAAGCGGUGAGUCGGGUGCAGGGAAGACAGAAAGCACCAAACUGAUUCUGCAGUUCCUGGCUGCGAUCAGUGGGCAGCACUCUUGGAUUGAGCAGCAAGUGCUGGAGGCCAACCCCAUCCUAGAAGCUUUUGGGAACGCAAAGACGAUUCGCAAUGACAACUCCAGCCGAUUUGGUAAAUACAUUGACAUCCAUUUCAAUAAGCGGGGUGCUAUCGAGGGAGCGAAGAUUGAGCAGUACCUGCUGGAAAAGUCUCGCGUUUGCCGACAGGCCCAGGAUGAGAGGAAUUACCACAUCUUUUACUGCAUGCUGAAAGGAAUGACCCCAGAACAGAAGAAGCUGCUGGGGCUUAGGAAAGCGGCCGACUAUAACUACCUCUCAAUGGGUAACUGCAUUACCUGUGAUGGCCGUGAUGACAGCAAAGAGUACUCAAACAUCCGAGCAGCGAUGAAAGUCCUCAUGUUCACCGACACUGAAAACUGGGAGAUCUCCAAGCUUCUGGCAGCCAUCUUGCAUAUGGGGAACUUGCAGUAUGAAGCUCGAACCUAUGACAACCUGGAUGCCUGCGAGGUUGUUCACUCUGCAUCCCUGAUCACUGCUGCUUCAUUACUAGAGGUUGACCCUCAGGAUCUGAUGAACUGCCUCACUAGCCGGACUAUUAUCACAAGGGGUGAGACAGUCUCCACCCCUCUCAGCAUGGAGCAAGCGCUAGAUGUCAGGGAUGCUUUUGUAAAGGGAAUCUACGGAAGGCUUUUUGUGUGGAUUGUAGAGAAGAUAAACGCUGCUAUUUACAGACCUCCCUCCCGUGAGCACAAAAGUGUCAGGCGAUCCAUUGGGCUCCUUGAUAUCUUUGGGUUUGAGAACUUCACUGUAAACAGUUUUGAACAGCUCUGCAUCAACUUUGCAAACGAGAACCUCCAGCAGUUCUUUGUUCGCCACGUCUUCAAGCUUGAGCAGGAGGAAUACAACUUGGAGAAUAUUAACUGGCAGCACAUUGAGUUCACUGACAACCAGGAUGCGCUGGAUAUGAUUGCCAUCAAGCCAAUGAACAUCAUCUCUCUCAUUGACGAGGAGAGCAAGUUUCCCAAGGGAACAGACGCCACGAUGUUGAAUAAGCUGAACUCCCAGCAUAAGCUUAAUACCAAUUACAUCCCACCCAAAAACAACUACGACACCCAGUUUGGCAUCAACCACUUUGCUGGAGUUGUGUACUAUGAAACACAAGGAUUUCUGGAGAAAAACAGGGACACGCUCCAUGGAGACAUCAUCCAAUUGGUGCAUUCCUCGAGGAACAAAUUCAUCAAGCAGAUCUUCCAGGCCGAUGUAGCCAUGGGGGCAGAGACUAGGAAGCGCUCCCCAACUCUCAGCAGCCAGUUCAAGCGCUCUCUGGAGCUGUUGAUGAGGACCCUCAGCGUCUGCCAGCCUUUCUUCGUCCGUUGCAUCAAGCCCAACGAAUACAAGAAGUCCAUGUUGUUUGACCGGGAACUCUGUGUUCGCCAGCUGAGGUAUUCUGGCAUGAUGGAAACCAUCCGGAUCCGCAGGGCUGGCUACCCCAUCCGCUACACUUUUGUGGAGUUUGUGGAUCGGUACCGAGUACUCAUGCCGGGGGUGAAGCCAGCAUACAAACAGGGAGACUUACACGGAACUUGCCAGCGCAUCGCUGAAGCGGUAUUGGGCAAAGACGACGACUGGCAGAUUGGCAAGACAAAGAUUUUCCUGAAGGACCACCAUGAUAUGCUGCUGGAGAUAGAGAGAGACAAGGCCAUCACCGACAAGGUCAUCCUUAUCCAGAAAGUGGUUCGUGGAUUCAAAGACAGGUCUAAUUUCCUGAAAGUGAGGAAUGCCGCUCUGAUGAUUCAACGGAACUGGAGGGGGCAUAACUGUCGAAGAAACUACGGUGCUAUGAGGAUUGGCUUCCUGAGGCUCCAGGCGCUCUACCGUUCCCGCAAGCUCCACAAGCAGUACCGCAUGGCUCGCAGGCGCAUCAUUGAGUUCCAAGCGAAGUGCCGGGGCUUCUUGGUGCGCCAAGCCUUCCGCCAUCGCCUUUGGGCAGUCUUCACCAUCCAAGCAUAUGCCAGGGGUAUGAUUGCUCGUCGCCUCUAUAAGCGCUUGAAGGGAGAGUACUACCGCCGUUUGGAAGCAGAAAAACUACGGCUCUUGGAAGAGGAACGACUAAGGAAGGAGAUGAGUGCCAAGAAAGCAAAAGAGGAAGCAGAAAAGAAACAUCAGGUGCGCCUAGCCCAGCUGGCUCGGGAAGAUGCAGAAAGGGAAGUGAAGGAGAAAGAAGAAGCUCGCCGCAAGAAGGAGCUCUUGCAGAAAAUGGAGAAGGCCCGAAAUGAGCCUGUGAAUGACUCCGAAAUGGUGGACAAAAUGUUUGGCUUCCUGGGAACGACGACAUCUUUGCCCGGCCAAGAAGGGCAGGCCCCUAGCGGCUUUGAGGAUCUCGAAAGGGCUCAAAAGGAAUUGGAGGAAGAUGACCUUGAUACAGCCUUACCCUUGCCUGAGGAAGAGGAGGAGGAUCUCUCGGAGUACAAAUUUGCAAAGUUUGCUGCCACAUACUUCCAAGGCACAACCACACACACGUAUAUACGCCGGCCACUCAAACAGCCGCUUCUGUUCCACGAUGACGAGGGAGACCAGCUGGCAGCCCUUGCUGUGUGGAUUACUAUCCUCCGCUUCAUGGGGGACCUUCCUGAGCCUAAAUAUCACACCGCAAUGAGUGAUGGCAGUGAGAAAAUCCCAGUGAUGACCAAAAUUUAUGAGACUCUGGGGAAGAAGACAUACAAAAAAGAACUUCAGGCCCUGCAAGGUGAAGCAGAGAGCGCUCACAUAGAUGGCCACAAAAAGAACAGUGUGCGGCACAAACUGGUCUCCUUGACCCUCAAGAAGAAAUCCAAGUUAACUGAAGAGGUGACCAAGCGUCUUCAUGAUGGUGAGUCCACUGUCCAAGGCAACAGCAUGCUAGAGGACCGGCCUACCUCAAAUUUGGAAAAGCUCCAUUUCAUUAUUGGGAAUGGUAUCCUCAGGCCAGCAUUAAGGGAUGAAAUUUAUUGCCAGAUCUCCAAACAGCUGACCCAAAACCCUUCCAAGAGCAGCCAUGCCCGAGGUUGGAUCCUCAUGUCCUUAUGUGUGGGAUGCUUUGCCCCUUCAGAAAAGUUUGUCAAGUAUUUAAGGAACUUCAUCAGUGGAGGGCCCCCAGGUUACGCCCCUUACUGCGAAGAGAGGCUCAGGAGGACCUUUGCCAAUGGGACCAGGACUCAGCCACCAAGCUGGCUGGAACUUCAGGCAACCAAAUCUAAGAAACCCAUUAUGUUGCCCGUUACUUUCAUGGAUGGGACAACAAAGACCCUGCUGACAGACUCAGCAACAACAGCCAAAGAGCUCUGUAACUCGUUGGCUGACAAGAUAAGCCUGAAGGACCACUUUGGAUUCUCGCUUUACAUUGCUCUGUUCGACAAGGUCUCUUCUCUUGGAAGUGGCAGCGACCACGUGAUGGAUGCCGUAUCUCAAUGUGAGCAGUAUGCCAAAGAACAGGGAGCCCAGGAACGUAACGCCCCCUGGAGGCUUUUCUUCAGGAAGGAGAUCUUCAUGCCCUGGCACAACCCGAACGAGGACAGCGUUGCAACAAACCUCAUCUAUCAACAGAUAGUGAGAGGGGUGAAGUUUGGGGAAUACCGGUGCGAUAAGGAAGAAGACCUGGCAGAGCUGGCUUCCCAGCAAUACUAUGUGGAUUAUGGGUCUGAAAUUGUCUUGGAGCGGCUUCUGAACCUGAUCCCCUCCUAUAUCCCCGACAGAGAGAUCACCCCUUCGAAGACCAUCGAGAAAUGGGCUCAGUUCAUCAUAGCUGCCCAUAAAAAGGGAAUCUAUACCCAGAAGAGAACAGACCCCAAAAAAGUCAAAGAAGAUGUGGUGGACUUUGCCCGUUUCAAGUGGCCUUUGCUGUUCUCCAGAUUCUAUGAAGCUUUCAAAUUCUCAGGUCCCAGCCUCCCCAAAAAUGAUGUAAUUGUAGCCGUCAACUGGACAGGAGUGUACUUUGUGGAUGAACAAGAACAGGUCCUUCUGGAACUUUCCUUUCCAGAGAUCACUGCUGUCUCCAGCAGCAGCGGAGGGAAGCUUCAGGGACAAAGCUUCACCUUGGCCACGAUCAAGGGAGAUGAAUACACUUUCACCUCUAACAAUGCAGAGGAUAUCCGAGACCUCGUGGUAACGUUCCUGGAAGGACUGAGGAAAAGAUCUAAAUAUGUGGUCGCACUCCAGGACAACCCAAAUCCUGCGGGUGAAGAAUCUGGCUUUCUUAGCUUCCUCAAAGGAGACUUGAUCAUUCUGGACCAGGACACAGGAGAGAACGUGAUGAACUCUGGCUGGGCUAAUGGGGUUGACGAGAGGACUAAACAGAAAGGGGAUUUUCCAACGGAUUCCGUUUAUGUCCUGCCCACGGCUACCAUGCCUCCUUUGGAGAUUGUGGCAUUGGUUACAAUGACACCAGAUCAGAGGCAGGAUGUCAUAAGGACAGCCCAGCUGGUGAUGUCAGAGAGUGAAGAGAGAAUAAAGCCAUACACCCUGGAAGAAUUCUCCUAUGUUUAUUUUAGGCCUCCUCCCAAGCACACUCUGAGCAGGGUCAUGAUCACCAAGAACCGAGGGAAAGACAAGAUGUGGUCCUACACCCGGGAACCAAUCAAGCAGCCUUUGCUGAAGAAGAUCCUGGGCAGUGAAGAGCUGUCACAAGAAGCCUGCAUGGCAUUCAUUGCCGUCCUGAAGUAUAUGGGUGACUACCCUUCCAAAAGGACCCGCUCAGUGAACGAGCUAACAGACCAAAUAUUUGAAGGGGCCUUGAAAGCAGAGUCACUCAAAGAUGAGAUUUAUUCGCAAAUUCUGAAACAGCUGACCGACAACCAUGUUAAGUACAGUGAAGAGAAAGGCUGGGAGCUCCUUUGGUUGUGCACAGGCCUGUUCCCUCCUAGUAAUGUCCUCCUUCCUCAUGUCCAGCGGUUUGUUCAGUCUCGGAAACAUCACCCGCUCGCCACUGACUGCAUGCAGAGGCUGCAGAAAGCACUGAGGAAUGGAUCCCGGAAGUACCCACCCCAUCUGGUAGAAGUUGAGGCAAUUCAGCACAAAACAACCCAGAUUUUCCAUAAAGUGUAUUUCCCGGAUGACACCGAUGAGGCAUUUGAAGUGGAAUCGGGCACGAAAGCCAAGGACUUCUGCCAGAACAUCUCCAAGAGGCUGCUGCUGAAGUCAUCAGAGGGUUUCAGCCUUUUUGUCAAAAUCUCUGACAAGGUCAUCAGUGUACCUGAAGGGGACUUCUUUUUUGACUUUGUCAGGCACCUGACAGACUGGAUCAAGAAAGCCAGACCAGCAAAAGAUGGGAUAGUGCCUUCUCUUACCUACCAAGUGUUCUUUAUGAAGAAGCUCUGGACAAACACUGUGCCUGGAAAGGAUUCAAUGGCUGACUCCAUCUUCCACUACUAUCAGGAAUUACCAAAGUACCUUCGUGGCUACCAUAAAUGCACUCGAGAGGAAGUCCUCCAACUUGGAGCCCUCAUCUACAGGGUGAAAUUUGAAGACGACAAGUCCUAUUUCCCCACCAUUCCUAAACUCCUCAGGGAACUGGUGCCUGAGUCUCUCAUCCGGCAGCUGUCUCCAGACGACUGGAAGAGGUCCAUCGUGGCCUAUUUCAACAAGCACGCUGGCAAAACGAGAGAAGAAGCCAAGCUUGCCUUCCUCAAAAUUGUAUUCAAGUGGCCUACAUUUGGAUCCGCUUUCUUCGAGGUGAAGCAAACAACUGAUCCAAAUUACCCAGAACUCCUCAUGAUUGCCAUCAACAAGCACGGUGUCAGUCUCAUUGAUCGGAAAACCAAGGAUAUUCUCAUCACUCACCCCUUCACAAAGAUCUCCAACUGGAGCAGCGGCAACACUUAUUUCCACAUCACCAUCGGUAACUUGGUCCGAGGGAGCAAACUGCUCUGCGAGACUUCCCUGGGCUACAAGAUGGACGACCUCUUGACCUCUUAUAUUAGCCAGAUGCUGACAGCGAUGAGCAAACAGCGGAGCACAAAAGGCAGCAAGUGAACUGAGAAGAGGCCUUGGCCAGUGGGCCUGGGAUUGCUCUGUCAGCUGAGGACUGUGGGUUACCCCUGCAGUUGGCGGAAGACCUUCUCCACCCACAUGUGGAAGAUGAGCCGGACUCCUUCAGAAAGCAUGUCAGACUCUGACUCUGAGGAAUGUGGGCUAACAUCCCCUUCAAGUGAGGAUGACUAUCUGUGAGGAGGACAGAGUUUUCAUUACCUGCCUCCCCCUUCCUUUCCUUUGCCCACUCCUCCUUCUGUAUUUAAACCUCAAUGCUGCUUCUUUCAGACUGAGGUACAGCAAAACUCUAGUGUGGUUUUAAUGUGGAACCAAAAUGGCAGGCCUUGCCAAGGGCUCCAGGAAAAGGCUCUGUACUGCUUAUCUUAAUGGCCUUUAAAACACAUGUUGGCAACAAGAUUGAUGGACUCAGGCUCGAGCCAGAGACUUGGGAAGAUUUUAUACAAAUCUAGUGGGUUCUGGGGCUGAGCCUUUUUUGUGAACAAAAGGAAAGCAAAAUACUUAUGUUUGUUUUGAAAAUGCAAUAUCAAAGGCUGAGGAAAAGAACGACCUUUAGCAAAAAGGAAAAAGGUCAAAGCAUGAUAUGAACAAGAUGUAACAGGCACCAAGAAAUGAAGAGCUUAACAGUGCAAUAGCUGGACUUAUUUGCGUGGUUUUUAUGGCUGCUUCGUAUUCCUUUUUAUUUAUUUAACAUAGUGGGGAGAGGUAGAUGGCUUUUCUCAGUUGAUAAGAUGGUAGAGACUAUUUGGAGAAGGUUUUGAACAGCCCCCUCCUUGAGGAAAUUCAGUACAAAGACCUGAUCCUUUGAGGGUAUGUUUUUGCAAAGGCAGAUUUCACAGUGUGCCCUGAUUCUUCUGGUCGAAGGAGAAGACUGAGCUCUGAAAAUAGGAUGCUGUAAACUGGUGUUUCUUUCUAGGUACAUUCUUUAGAGAACUGCCCAGCAUAUUAUGGUACCCCAAAUAACAGAAGGAAAUAGAAUGGAGUUCAGAAUCUGGAAGCAAGAGUUCCAUUCUUGUGCUGAAAUGAACAUGGGCAAAGGCAGUCUCUACUCAAUUCUUCUAAUUUGACUUUCGCAGAGGGGGGACAAUUUGAAUUUCCAGUUAGUUAAUGGAUGCUGUGAGUUUUAGAAUGGGUGUGUGUGUAAAAAGCAUAAUAACACUCAACUACAAGGAGGAAAAUAUUAAGGGUCACAUUUUUAAAAGCAAUACGACAAUUUUUGAGAUGCUACCAAAUUGGCCAUCUGCUCACAAAAGAUAACUAAAAUACCUUGUUCAAGAGACUUGCCCUUAGCAAAGACCCAGGAAGGGUUACAACCUGAAUUUUUUCAUAUUGACCAACUCUGGUCAGCUCCAGUUUCAGUAACUUUGUUAACAAUUAAUUCAACUAGAAUAUUCCCAGCUGGUGGGGAUGGGUGAGAAUUUCAAUUCAAUUCGCAUUUCAAGCAGAAUUUUGCCAUUUCCGAAACAACAUGAGAACUGAAACGCAGCCAUCUUUCGAAAUUCGCAUUUAUUAGAAUUUUGGGAUGCAGUUUGCCAACUAAACGGCAUUUACAAAAAUGCAUGUAUUAGGGGAAAGUGUGCAUAAAAAGGAAUACAUGAGCGAAAAUAAUGUGCAAAAUGAUGAGAAAUGGCUGGCAAAAAAUAUGUACCUUUGUCAAAACUGCCUACAAAAAUGUGUUUAUUUGGAGAAAUUCGCACUGAAAUGGUGGAGGAUUUUCAUGAGGUUUUUUUAAAAAAAAUAU